CAUGUGUAACCUUGGAAACAAGGAAGAGAUGGAAGCAGCAGCGGCAGCGCUGGCAGCGAAACCGGUCAUCAGGGUUGCAGCCAUCUGCGGCUCUGUCCGCAAAGCUUCCUUCAACCGCGGCCUCAUUCGCUGUGCCAUUGAGCUCUGCAAUGAAUCUAUUCCUGGAAUGGAGAUAGAGCAUGUGGAUAUUGAGCUCCUUCCCUUCUGCAACCCCGACCUCGAGAUUGAUGGCAAGUGUCCUCCACUUGUCGAGGCUUUCCGACAGAAGAUCCUUGAAGCAGACAGCAUCCUCUUUGCUUCACCAGAGUACAACUACUCCAUCCCAGCUCCUCUGAAGAAUGCUAUGGACUGGGCCUCUAGACCCCCAAAUGUUUGGGCGGACAAGCCUGCCGCUGUAGUAAGUGCUGCAGGAGGCUCUGGAGGAAGUCGCGCACAGUACCAUCUGCGUCAAGUUGGGGUCUUUCUCGAUCUUCAUUUCAUCAACAAGCCUGAAUUAUUCAUUAAAGCAUUUGAGCCUCCAAUGAAGUUUGACAGCGAUGGGAAUUUGAUAGAUCCUGAAAAAAAGGAACAGCUAAAACGUGUCCUCUUGUCAUUACAGGCAUUUACCCAUAGGCUGUCUCACAGAUCCUAAGUUAGAACUUUGUUGCACAUCAAAAUAUUCUAAAUUAGUCUUCUCUGUUAUAUUUUAUGUGACCAUUUUUGUUUGACCUUUUGUGCUUACUGCUAGCAUCAUCCUAGUCAGAUAUGUCUCAGUGAGGAAAAUAUCAGUACAGGUUUGUUAGCUGUCAAAUAUUUGUCCUUUUUCAUUGAUUUUUUGGAGAAAUCUCUCAUGGAAUAAUUCAGAUUGGUAUUUGAACUAUACUU
Molecule: messenger RNA, 864 nt
Organism: Elaeis guineensis (African oil palm)
Lineage: Eukaryota; Viridiplantae; Streptophyta; Magnoliopsida; Arecales; Arecaceae
Product: NADPH:quinone oxidoreductase
Cellular component (GO): cytosol
Molecular function (GO): FMN binding; oxidoreductase activity
Source: RefSeq, a predicted model, not a curated record